UCAAAUUCUUAAAAUCCGAUUUUGUGUUUCGUAAGUUACGCAAAAUAAAAAUGAUACAUUUUGUUGGCAUUCCUAACCAAUCUAUUUCUUGUGUUCAUCACGCGACUUGUGUUCAUUAAACGUGGAAUUUUUCUUCAUUAUUUUCAGACUUAAAAAUGCCAAUCGAUUUGUAUCAUACGAAUUUUAGUUCACCUUGUCGAGCAGUUCGUUUAGCUGCUGCAACAAUUGGAAUUGAUUUGAAUUUAAAAAUUUGCAAUCCUAGAAAAAAUGAUCAGAUGAAACCAGAAUUUCUUAUGAUAAAUCCUCAACAUACAAUUCCAACAAUGGAUGACGACGGUUUUUACUUAUGGGAAAGUCGAGCAAUUAUGACAUAUUUGGCUGAUAAAUAUGGAAAAGAUGAUUCUCUCUAUCCCAAAGAUGUGAAAAAACGAGCCCUAGUCAAUCAACGAUUGUAUUUUGACAUGGGAACACUGUAUCAAUUAUUUAAAAAUUACUACCGACCAACGAUUUUUGAAAAUGCAUCAAAAGACACGAUAAACAUGGAAAAAAUUGAUACAGCUUUUCAAUUUUUGGAUAAAUUUCUCGAAAAUGAAUAUUAUGUUGCUGGAAAAAAUCUCACAUUAGCUGAUCUAACUAUAUCUACCAGUGUUUCCACAUUUGAGGCAAUGGAAUAUGAUGUCAGGAAAUUUAAAAAUAUUGAUCAAUGGUAUCAAAGAAUGAAGAAGGAAAUUCCAAUGUAUAAAGAAAUUAAUGAAGAGGGUGUUAAAGAAUUUAAAGAAAUGGUUGCAUCAUUGAGAAAAUAUACCAAAAUGACAAUUGAUUUAUAUCAACUACCCGGCAGCUCGCCUUGCCGGACUGUUCGAUUGGUUGCCGCUGCUUUAGGGGUUAAAUUGAAUUUAAAACCUUGUGAUUUAAUGAAGGGUGAACAUUUAAAGCCAGAAUAUCUUAAGAUGAACCCUCAACACACUAUUCCAACAAUGGAUGAUAAUGGUUUCUACUUAGGAGAAAGUCGAGCUAUUAUAACCUACUUGGCUGAUCAAUAUGGAAAAGAUGAUUCUCUUUAUCCCAAAGAUCCCAAGAAACGUGCUAUUGUUAAUCAAAGAUUGUUCUUCGAUUUGGGAACACUUUACCAAGCAUUUUCAACAUAUUAUUACCCAAUAAUCUUUGCAAAUGCUCCUAAAGACGAGGAAAAUUAUAAGAAAAUUGCAACAGCUAUUGGAUUUUUGGAUAAAUUCCUUGAGGGUGAAAAUUAUGUGGCUGGAAAAAAUAUGACUAUCGCCGAUCUUGCUCUAACUACCACAGUUUCAAACUUUGAGGUUAUGGAUUAUGACUUAAGUAGUUUCAAAAAUGUCACCAAAUGGUACUCAAAAAUAAAGAAAGAAGCUACCAAUUAUGAGGGGACCAAUGGAGAAGGAGCAAAAGCAUUCAAAGCUCUUGUCGAUAAAAAAAAAAAAAAAAUGUCAGUUGACUUGUAUGGAUUAAAUACAUGCUCGGGAUGUCGAGCAAUUUUAUUAACAGCUGAGGCAAUUGGUAUCGAAGUGAAUUUAAUAACAGUCGACAUAGGAAAUGGUGAACAUCAAACACCUGAAUAUGAAGAGAUGAAUCCUCAAAAACUUAUACCAACAUUAGUGGACGGUGAUUAUAAACUCGGUGAAAGCCGAGCAAUUUUAGCUUAUUUAGCUGAUCAAUAUAGUCAAAAUGAAAGAUUGUAUCCAAAAAAUCCGGGCAGUCGAGCAUUGGUCGAUCAUCGUUUAUAUUUUGACAUUGGAACACUUCAUAAAGCGAUUGCCGCUUAUUAUUUUCCUGUUGCAUUCAAAGGAGAGAAAGAAUUUGAUUCAACGAAAUAUCCAAAAGUUGAGGAAGUUUAUGAAAUGUUAGAUAAAUAUCUCGAGGGUCAGGAUUACGUGGCGGGAAAAAAUUUGACAAUUGCAGAUUUAUCAAUAACUGCCACAGUCACAACAAGCGAGGUGUUUGGCUUUGACGUCAGUAAAUAUGAAAAUGUUUCAAGGUGGUUGGAGAAAAUGAAAACUUCAGCCCCAGGUUAUAGAAAGGCAAAUGGUGAGGGUCUCGAAUUGUUGAAAAAACAAUAUCAAGAAAAACUUGAUGAGGGGGAAAAUGAAGCAGAUGAAAAUCAAGAGGAAAAUGAUGCUGAAGAUGAAAAUGAAAAUGAUGCUGAUAAUGAAGAAGAAGAAGAAGAGGAAGAAGAAGAAGAAGAAGAAAACAAAAAUGAAGAUGAAACAAAGCCUCCAGAGGAAUAAAAAAUAAUAAAUACCGCGGAUCUUAAUAUGCAUCAAUUUAGUGAUGAUUAAUAUUUCUAAAAAAAAAAUAUUAUUAUUAUUCUCUUCUUGUUUUAUUGUUUAUUUAGAAAGAAAAAAUUUUUUUUAAGCGAAAUAAAUGUCUCGAACGAAAAAAAGAAAAUAUCUUUCUGUUUGCAAUUAAAAAGUUCAAGUAUUACUUCUGCCUUUAAACUUCUUGCUUUACUCGGACAAGGUUAU
Molecule: messenger RNA, 2495 nt
Organism: Leptopilina boulardi
Lineage: Eukaryota; Metazoa; Arthropoda; Insecta; Hymenoptera; Figitidae
Exons: 16
Coding region: 156-2258 (700 amino acids)
Biological process (GO): glutathione metabolic process
Molecular function (GO): glutathione transferase activity
Source: RefSeq, a predicted model, not a curated record